Messenger RNA from Hemibagrus wyckioides, 3988 nucleotides. RefSeq names its product tumor protein p53 binding protein, 2a (gene tp53bp2a). Gene Ontology annotation, molecular function: p53 binding. The coding region runs from base 531 to 3851 and encodes 1106 amino acids. The transcript is spliced from 19 exons. Gene Ontology annotation, cellular component: nucleus. Lineage: Eukaryota; Metazoa; Chordata; Actinopteri; Siluriformes; Bagridae. The record is from RefSeq and is a predicted model, not a curated record. Gene Ontology annotation, biological process: regulation of apoptotic process; signal transduction.
UGUACUGGGAGUCGGAGUGUUAUCUGAAACUGACGGUGUUCCACUCGUCCUUCUUCUUUUUCUUCCUCGGGAAAAUGUCCUGAAAACACACCGAAACUGUUAUAUAACAAGCGGAAAGUGGACACUAAGAGGGAUAUUUACACCUGGAUGUUUGGACACCUGCGACGUUUUUGGACCGAGCGACGAAACGAAGUAGGCGACUCUUGUUGGUAAACUUUCGCCCUGCGUUAGCUAGCUGGUUAGCUGCUGAGCUAAUGAACAGGGUUGAUCAGUGGUGUGAGGUGAACUUUACACUAAUCCAGGCCUGAGACCGCUGCAACAGGUCUCCUCUGAGCUAUGGAGUGAACACCCGACACCGUGACUUCUUUAAUCAUCGCUUAUUUUUUUAUUCCGUUUGAUUCCUUUUUUUAUUUUCCACAAAGUCCGGACUAAUUUAUUCCCAGGAGAAGUGAAUUAUUUUUCCCCUCUCGUCAGUGUACACAAGUCUAGCUGAGCCUCUCUCGGACAGAAGGAGUUUUAACUCGGGUUAAAUGCGUUACGAAGCCAAAAUGAUGCCGAUGUUCUUGACCGUGUACCUCAGCAACAAUGACCAGCAUUUCACAGAGGUGCCCAUAACCCCGGAGACGGUGUGCCGUGAUGUGGUGGAGCUCUGCAAGGAGCCGGGAGAGGUGGACUGCCACUUGGCUGAGAUGUGGAGAGGAUCAGAGCGGGCUGUGGGCGAGGGCGAGAGGAUGCUGGAGAUACUGCAGCGCUGGGGCUCGCGCAGAUCCGAGGUCCGCUUCUUCCUGCGCCACGAGAGAACGCCCGGCCGCGAGCCAGGAAAUGCCAGGAGCAUGGAACAGAGGAGGAACGGUGUUAAAGGAGCCCCUGAUAGAAGGAUGGAGAAUGGGGUGAGUCUUCAGGUGGCCGCUCCACGCAUGGACAUGACUCUGGCCGAGCUGCAGGAGAUGGCGACACGGCAGCAACAACAGAUCGAUGCUCAGCAGCAGCUGCUGGCCUCAAAGGAGCAGCGGCUGCGCUACCUGAAGCAGCAAGAUCAGAUGAAGCAGCAGCAGGCUUCUGAGCAGGAGAAGCUUCAGCGUCUCAGAGAGAACGUGGAGAAGCAGGAAGCUCGUCUCAAGAAAGUGCGCGCUCUCAAGGGCCAGGUGGAGCAGAAGCGCAUCAGCAACGGAAAACUGGUGGAGGAGAUCGAGCAGAUGAACAAUCUCUUCCAGCAGAAGCAGCGGGAGCUCGUCGUAGCGGUGUCGAAAGUCGAGGAGCUCAGCAGGCAGCUGGAGAUGCUGAAGAACGGCAAGAUGGAUGCUCUCCACGAUAACCAGAGCGCCGUGGCCGAGCUCGAUCGUCUCUACAGAGAGCUGCAGCUGAGGAACACCAUGAACCAGGAGCAGAACUCUAAGCUGCAGCAGCAGAGGGAGAACCUCAACAAGAAGAACCAGGAGGUGGCCAACAUGGACAAGAGGGUCAACGAGCUCCGCGAUCGCCUCUGGAAGAAGAAAGCGGCGCUGCAGCAGAAAGAGAAUCUUCCAAAUGGCUUCCCCGUUAAGGAAAAGGCUUCAAAAGAUACCCAACCCAAAAAGGUCUCUUCUGAUGGCCAGCCCCCCCAGUCAGUGGGUCAGUCUCGCGUGGCUGCAGUGGGGCCAUACAUCCAGUCGUCCACCGUUCCCCGAGGCCCAGCCAGACACGAGCUGCUGAAACCAACCUACCCAGACGGCACUGCCACGCUGCCCCCUCAGGACAAGAGCACUGGCAUGGUGUCUGCCCCAACCAAACCUGGCACAGGCCCGCAGUCAUCAAAGGCGCUUAAUGUGUCUGACUGGAGCUCACCUCCGUCAGAGUCCAACACCAGCCACGCCUCGUCCACUUUACCACGCCUGCCAAGCCAAAUGCCAAGCGCAGAGCAAGCUCCAGAUGACCCAGACGUGUUGAAAAGGGGACAGCAGGACCGCAAAGCGCGUCCGAUCUCCAUGUUCGAAUCCACCGAGCCGUCCACAGCCUCCUUACGUAAGAACCAGAGCAGCGAUGACCUUGCGAGAGACGCCCAGAAUGCUACAAAAAACCCAGUCAAAGUUCCUCCUCCUGUGCCAAGCAAACCCCGACAGGUCAAUCUGCCCUUCCCGGGCGCAGGCACCUUCCCAGGCAAGGCCAAAGUGAACAGCCAGCAGCAACAGCGCACGCCUCUUCCACAGACUCAGAGCAACACGCUUCCUCUACCAUCCAAGCAGGAAGCCCCACCGGCUGCCACUGUGCGACCUUUCACCCCAGAGCCCAAGGAACCUCCUUUGCAGAAACCUCAGACUGUGGCAGCCAGCUCCAUCUACUCCAUGUAUACAAAACAGUCUGCAGCAGGCAAGAGCUUGCAGCAAGGUGUACAGGGAGCGCUGAACCGUUCCCACAACCGCUACAACUUUGUUAGCAUGUACGGUAAGCCUGUGAUUGCCGCAGGCCAGCAGUCCCAGUCACCGCAAAUGGAAAACCCCUACACGGAUCGCCCUAACGUCCCUGACAUGGAGCCGGACCACGGCACAAACGGCACUCCAGUGGCCGAGAACCAAGAGACUGAACGCAUCCCGCGACCACUGAGCCCCACCAAGCUGCUGCCCUUCAUCUCCAACCCGUACCGCAACCAGAGCGACAUGGACCUGGAGGCGCUACGCAAGAAGCUCUGCAACGCCCCGAGGCCCCUUAAAAAACGCAGCUCCAUCACUGAACCGGAGGGUCCCGCCGGUCCCAACAUCCAGAAACUUCUCUACCAGAAAACCACUCUGGCUGCCAUGGAAACGACAGUCAAUCCUCCUAGACCUGCAGAGGAAGAGAAACCCGCGGCCGAGCCGGUCAGCCCCGAAGAAGCAGAAUCCGAAGCUCCCGAACAGCCGCUUGCCGAUCCACUGCCACCUAUAGACGUCCUGAAGAUCGACGGCGAGGACUUCAUCCCGCCUCCGCCGCCGUCUCAUCCUGCUCCUCGCCCUGAUGACGCUCUCUUAAACCCGCCUCCCCCUCCUCCUCCUCUCGAGGAUGAAGAGCCGCUCCCGUUACCUGCGGAGAGCUACGUGGAGGAGUUCCCUCCGUAUCCUCCUCCUCCUUAUCCAAGUGGUGCCGAGCAGGAAGCUCUGGGGGAUGACACAUUAAACAUGAAGCCACCAGAGGUCAUGGGACAGGUGCCUCAACCACCAGGUAAAAGGACCAAUUUGCGCAAGGUUGGAUCGGAGCGCAUCGACCAUAGCAUGAGGGUGAAGUUCAACCCAUUGGCUUUGCUUCUAGACUCUUCUCUGGAGGGAGAGUUUGAUCUGGUGCAGAGAAUCAUCUAUGAGGUCGAGGACCCCAGUCAGCCGAACGAUGAAGGGAUCACCGCUCUACACAACGCCGUCUGUGCCGGACACACCGAGAUCGUCAAAUUCCUCGUACAGUUCGGUGUCAACGCUAACGCUGCCGACAGCGACGGCUGGACUCCCCUGCACUGCGCCGCCUCCUGUAACAACGUGCAAGUGUGCAAGUUCCUCGUGGAGUCCGGGGCGGCCGUGUUCGCCGCCACGUACAGCGACAUGCAGACGGCUGCAGAUAAGUGUGAGGAGAUGGAGGAGGGCUACACCCAGUGCUCGCAGUUCCUCUACGGCGUUCAGGAGAAAAUGGGGAUCAUGAACCGGGGCGUGGUCUACGCGCUGUGGGACUACACGAGCGAAGAAGAUGACGAGCUCCAGUUCAGAGAGGGAGACUGCAUGACCGUGGUGAGAAGAGAGGACGAGGACGAGAUCGAGUGGUGGUGGGCGCGCAUGGGCGACAAGGAAGGCUACAUUCCCAGGAACCUACUCGGGCUGUAUCCUAGAAUCAAGCCACGGCAGAGGAGUUUGGCUUAAUAAAAACAUCACCCAUGAACGGAGGAGACCUGAAUCUCACGCCAGACACUGGUUCGAGAAUCAGAAUCAAAUGAAGAGACCAAAAUAUGAAGGAUUUUUUUUUUUUUUUCUUACAUAAGAAGAACAAAUAAAGAAAA